This is a messenger RNA of Colletotrichum truncatum, 339 nucleotides long. RefSeq names its product ubiquitin-like modifier 1. Gene Ontology annotation, cellular component: nucleus; cytoplasm. The record is from RefSeq and is a predicted model, not a curated record. Gene Ontology annotation, molecular function: protein tag activity. Gene Ontology annotation, biological process: protein urmylation; tRNA thio-modification. Lineage: Eukaryota; Fungi; Ascomycota; Sordariomycetes; Glomerellales; Glomerellaceae.
AUGACGAACGACGCUGCAGAUGCGGGGGAGAAGAUCAACGUGGUUGUCGAGUUCUCCGGUGGUCUGGAAAUGCUUUUCGCUGACCAGCGGCGUCACUCUCUUUCGAUCCCGGCGGUGAACAAGGAGGGCAAGCCUGCAAAUAUCGCCUUCCUCAUUGACUAUCUAUGCGAGAACACCAUGAAGGACAGUAGAAAGGAGCUUUUCGUCCUUGAUGGCCAUCUUCGACCGGGUAUCCUGGCUCUCAUCAAUGAUGCAGACUGGGAGCUUGAGGGAGAGGAGGCGUAUGAAGUCCAGAGCGGUGACAAUAUCCUGUUCGUCUCGACGCUUCAUGGAGGUUAA